UGGACAUGUCUCGCUGUAUGUAACGCAUCCAUGUAAAGUAAUUUUAGCCGCUGGCAUCAGUCCUCCAUCUCUUUGCCAGCUGUCUUCGUCACCCGCUCCUCGUACUGUUUGUUCCUUCGCGGACUCCGUACGUCAUUGUUGACAACAAUCAUGGCGUCCUCAAUGUCACUUCUCGGCUUGGGGCGUUUAUCUGCGGUCAAUGCAGUUUAUAAAUUGGUCUUAAAUCCUAUCAGGUCUACAAGCACGUCGACAUCGAGGCUGGCAGGGAAACCAGGACAAGACACGCAACUUAUUACCGUUGAUGAGAAAUUGGACAUCACCAGUCUGACAGGAGUCCCAGAGGAGCACAUCAAAACACGCAAGGUCCACAUCUUUGUUCCCACCAAAACGGCCAUGCAGUCAGGAGUCAACGGCACCAAAAAGUGGAAGAUGGACUUUGACACCAGAGAGCGCUGGGAGAACCCGCUGAUGGGCUGGGCCUCAACGGCGGAUCCCUUAUCCAACAUGAUGCUCUCCUUCUCCUCCAAGGAAGAUGCCAUUGCUUUCGCUGAGAAAAAUGGUUGGAGCUACGAUAUAACAGAGAAGAGGAGCGCAAAGCCCCGGGUGAAAUCCUACGGAGCAAACUUCUCCUGGGACAAAAGGACCAGGAGGUCUGCUAAGUAAACUAAAGACACCCAUCUGUUAUUUGGCUUUACCUCAGUUUGUCCAACAGCAGAUCUGUAUCAUUAUUGUCAAUAAAUUCAUAAUUAUAUACGUGUAAACCAAA
Sander lucioperca (pikeperch) is the source of this 766-nucleotide messenger RNA. It is a transcript of the gene ndufs4, whose product is annotated as NADH:ubiquinone oxidoreductase subunit S4. The record is from RefSeq and is a predicted model, not a curated record. Lineage: Eukaryota; Metazoa; Chordata; Actinopteri; Perciformes; Percidae. Gene Ontology annotation, biological process: electron transport chain. The coding region runs from base 151 to 663 and encodes 170 amino acids. The transcript has 5 exons.